AAUUGGUUCAGCUCAACCAACCCAUCUAUCUCCCUCCCUCCCUCUCUCUCCCUCUCUCUAAGUCAAGAAAGAAAGCUCUCCAUCACAAGCAAGAUUGACCCAUUUCAUAUAAAGAGGCGCCAGUAUUAAUUCCUUUAAGCCUCGUCGGUUCAGAGAGAGACUUGAGAGAUUGAAAAGAGAGCGAGAGAGUCGUCUGUUGGCGAGUGAAGCAGAUCAAGAAGCUGAGAGAAUGCCGGAGGUGGCUGUGUACACAGUGAAGGUGGAAGAAGGGCAGGAAGGCGCCGACGGACGACCGUCGGUGGGGCCUGUUUACCGAGGCAUUUACUCCCAAGAUGGCCUCGUCGAGUUGGAGCCUGGCAUGGAGUCUCCAUGGCAGUUCUUCAGUGAUACUGCUAAGAGAAACCCCGAUUGCAGAAUGCUGGGUCGUCGUCAAGUGGUAGAUUCGAAGGUUGGUCCUUAUGCAUGGCUUACGUACCGAGAGGUCUACGAUUCGGUGGUCCGCGUCGGUUCGGCGAUCAGGAGUUGCGGCAUCAAUCCUGGUGACCGUUGCGGCAUAUACGGAUCGAAUUGCCCAGAAUGGAUCAUCGCCAUGGAGGCCUGUAGUGCCCACGCAGUGACGUACGUUCCGCUUUACGACACUCUUGGUCCCAACGCGGUCGAAUUCAUCAUAAACCACGCGGAAGUCUCGAUUUCUUUCAUCCAGGAAAACAAGAUAUCGUCUAUUCUCUCGUGCCUUCCCAAAUGCCCGUGUUUAAAGACUAUUGUCAGCUUCGGAGAUGUUGCGAGUGCACAGAAGGCACAAGCCGAAGAACUAGGAGUCUCUUGCUUUUCCUGGAAGGAGUUCUUGCAGCUGGAACAUGCACACAGUGAAUUGCCUCCGAAGAAGAGGACUGAUGUCUGCACGAUAAUGUACACGAGCGGAACAACUGGAGAACCAAAAGGGGUCAUCAUCACCAAUGAAGCUCUGAUGGCAGAAGUACUGUCGAUUGACAAGCUACUUCUCCUCACAGACAGAGUGUUCUCGGAAGAGGAUACAUACUUCUCGUUCCUCCCUCUGGCUCACAUUUACGAUCUGACGAUGGAAACAUACUGCAUCUACAGAGCUUCUUGUAUAGGAUUUUGGCGUGGCGAUGUCAGAUUUUUAGUAGAGGACAUACAAGAGCUUAAGCCAACCAUCUUUUGUGGGGUUCCUAGAGUCUAUGACCGAAUUCAUACCGGCGUCCUUGCUAAAGUCUCAUCGACUGGGGUGAUACGGAAGACAUUGUUCGACAUCGCAUACAACUACAAGUUAGCGAAUCUAGAGAAGGGAUUCCCGCAGGACAAAGCUGCGCCUCUCAUGGACCGACUGGUCUUUGACAAGACAAAACUAGCAUUGGGAGGGAAAGUUCGCGUCCUUACGUCUGGCGCUGCACCAUUGUCGAAGCAUGUCGAAGAAUUUUUCCGGGUCACCAGCUGCUCCACAUUGUCGCAAGGUUACGGUCUUACGGAAAGUUGUGGCGGGUGCUUCACAGCCAUAGGCAAUGUGUUCUCGAUGAUGGGGACAGUCGGCGUCCCCAUGCCGUCGAUCGAAGCCAGGCUGGAGUCCGUGCCUGAUAUGGGGUAUGAUGCGCUUUCGAGCACACCUCGUGGAGAGAUCUGUCUGAGAGGAACGACAUUAUUCUCUGGUUACCACAAGCGCCAAGACCUCACCAACGACGUCAUUGUUGAUGGCUGGUUUCACACAGGCGACAUCGGUGAGUGGCAGCCAAAUGGGACAAUGAAGAUCAUCGAUCGGAAAAAGAACAUAUUUAAGCUUUCUCAAGGUGAAUAUGUUGCCGUAGAGAAUGUCGAGAGCGUGUAUCAGCGUUGCCCUCUUGCAACUUCGAUUUGGGUAUAUGGGAGCAGCUUCGAGUCCUUCCUUGUGGCCGUAGUGGUCCCCGAUCGGAAGGCCCUUGAGGACUGGGCGGCAAACCAUGGUGUUGCGAGGGAUUUCCAAUCGCUGUGCCAAAAUCUCAAGGCGAAGAAGUACGUGUUGGACGAGCUAAACAGCACCGGCCAUAAGCACCAACUUCGAGGUUUCGAGAAGUUGAAAGCGGUCCAUUUGGAGCCUAAUCUCUUUGACAUGGAGAGAGAUCUGAUCACUCCGACCUUCAAACUGAAGCGCCCGCAGUUGCUCAAAUACUACAAGGACUGUAUUGACCAGCUCUACUCUGAAGCAAAAGCAAAUAAAGUGUAAGGAUCGUCAUUGGAGGGCAUGGCUCCAUAAGUCCACAUCCACAGCAUUGGCCAGCUGCUUAGAACUACAUUUAGAUCGUUUCUUUCCUGAAGAAUCGAUCGAGGUCGGGAACGAAUUAUCGCAUAGGCCUGUUCAUUGAUCCCUCUUCUUCACAACUUCGUCAUACUCGACAGAUGCUUUCGAAUAAUUUGGUACUAGGAAGGAGCAAACAGGAUCUAUAUUUCAUUUGUCAAUAUCGUAAAACAUUACGUCCUCCUAGUUUUACAUACAAUUCUUGCUAUGAGUAUAGUUCAAUUCGGCUGCA
Rhodamnia argentea is the source of this 2519-nucleotide messenger RNA. Its product is annotated as probable CoA ligase CCL6. The transcript is spliced from 19 exons. Gene Ontology annotation, biological process: wax biosynthetic process; fatty acid metabolic process; cutin biosynthetic process. NCBI's taxonomy places the organism in Eukaryota, Viridiplantae, Streptophyta, Magnoliopsida, Myrtales, Myrtaceae. Gene Ontology annotation, molecular function: long-chain fatty acid-CoA ligase activity. The record is from RefSeq and is a predicted model, not a curated record. Bases 230 to 2215 code for a protein of 661 amino acids. Gene Ontology annotation, cellular component: endoplasmic reticulum; membrane.